UCUAAACCCUUGCUCCGCCUUUCUCUCCGCAGCUCUUCUUUCUCCCUCUUAAACUGUUUGUUUCUCUCUCUACUUUCUCUCUUUAAGCUGCUCUGUAAUGGCGAGAGAGAAGAAGUUGAAGCCUGUUGUUUCGUCUUUCACUCCUGAUGGGGAUUUCCUCGCCAUUUUAUCUCCCGACGGAACAGUUAAAAUUUGGAACACAAGUUAUCAAAGUCUAGUGGCAGAGUGGAAGGGGCCAGAUGUGGACUCUGGUAUCAGUUAUUCUUGUAUGACAUGUAGUUUUGUUGGAAAAAAGCGUAGAAAAGAACGUGGCGCAUGCUUAUUAUUGGCCCUUGUCACAAAUGAUGGAAACAUUUUGGUGGUCGAUAUUUUUGCUGGUGAAAUGAAGUGGGAAUCUUCCAGAUACCAUCCUGGAGGAAUUGUGGGGCUUUCUUUUGCAAAUAAAGGGCGUAUUCUUCAUGUAGUGGGUACUAAUGGAAUGGUCUCAACAUUGAAAUCAGAAAAUGGAGAACUUAUAGGAGAGUUCAAAGCUUCAAAGAAGCCGAUCUCUUCCUUAGCUUUUUCUAGCGACGAGAAAAUCUUAGCCAUAGCUGGUAGCAAGAUACGGGUUCUAAGCUUGGAAAAUGGGAAAGAACUUCUGAAGUUCCCUGAUGAUUUGGAGUCUGUGCAGAGUAUUUGGAUAUCUAAUGAUGCCAAUACCAUUGUUACAUCUGGGUUUGGUGAGAAACAUCUUCAAGUGUGGAACUGUGAUUUGAAUAGAAAGACUGUCAGUAAAGGGCCUGUUCUUUCCAUGAAACAUCCUCCAGUAGUAUUUGAAUGCAAGCAUGGUUGGAAUGAAGAUGAUGGUUUAGUCAUCCUCUCAGUUUCCAGUUCAGGUAUAGCUUAUUUGUGGAAUUUGAAGACCACAUCAGCACAGGAGUAUAAUCCAACAAAGAUAAUGGUAAAAACUAAAGAAGCUGAAAUAGACCAGAAACACAGUGGAAGUACCAAGAAGAGUCGCACUUCUAUCAUUACUGCUAGAUUAAAUGCUUUACAAUCAGAUGGAUGGGUGACAGCUCUUGUUUGUUAUGGUUCCAUUAAUUCUCCUCAGUUUAAUCUCUUGGAAAUUAGUAACCCAGGGGAGGAUAUUGUUGUAGCAGCCACAGACAACAUUGUGAAAACUGUUGCUGAGGCUGGGAGGGAGAAUGGUGUUCUUGCAGGAAAAGAUUUGGAAUUAGAGGCAGCAGCAGAACCAAUCCAAAACAAGAAGUCAAAUAAAAAGCGAGCAGCAUCUGAUCCUGAUCUUGCUGCUGCAGAAAAUAUGGUUGAUAUUGGCCAUGGAGAGGCUGUGGAUGGAGUCCAAAUUGAUGAUGAUUGGGAUGAGCCGACCAUGGGCGAGAAACUUGAGAGUUUAAAUCUAAUAGAUAAUGCUGAUAAUGGCAAGACCCAUGAAAAUCAAGAAUCUUCUCUUCACACAAUGCCUCCAAGCGCAGACUCAGUUCAUGUUUUGCUUAAGCAAGCAUUAAAUGCAGAUGAUCGUGCACUUCUGUUAGAUUGCUUAUACACCCAAGAUGAGAAGGUUAUUGCAAAUUCAGUCUCACUGCUAAAUCCAUCUCAUGUUCUCAAGCUUUUAGGCUCUCUCAUAUCCAUGAUUGAGUCAAGGGGUGCAAUAUUGGUAUGUGCCCUUCCAUGGCUAAGAAGUUUACUCCUUCAACAUGCGAGCGGAAUAAUCUCUCAGGAAUCAUCUUUACAUGCCCUCAACUCUUUAUUUCAGCUCAUAGAAUCAAGAGUUUCAACUUUCCGUCCAGCUCUUCAGCUACAAAGUUGCUUAGACUUCCUUUAUGCAGGGGUUGGUGAUGAUGGGUUAGAUGAGAAUGAGACCGUAACGCCAAUUAUUUAUGAGGACAAGGAUGAUGAAAGUGAUGAAGGGGAGGAAUCUGGAGAUGCCAUGGAAACAAAUGAAGAUAGCGAGGAACUUGAAGGCUUCAGUGGUUUAAGUGAUAUUGAAGGAAGUGAAGGAAUGAGCGACUGACUUUUGAUGAUUAAAGGCUGGGUUAGUCGGAGUUUGAAGAAAAGAUUCUGGGCCUAAACUGGUACUUGAGUUAUAAUCUGAUCGGAAGAAAAACCAAUAUGAUCUAUGGACAUUCUAUUUAAUUGUUUUUUGUUUGUCUGGGAAACAGAAAUCUCAGUGAAACACAGCCCAAUAUAGUACUGGAGAUGGUGAAACCCUUCCAGAGUUGAGGAGUUAGUGAUAGUGAACAAAAACUUGAGAGCAGUUCCAUGCCCUUGUUGCACAAGAUGAAGACUAAGAAGGAAAGAAAGGAAGAAAGAAAAAGGCCAUGAGCAUAGCUUGGUGAGCCACGGAGAUGCACUGUGUUUUCUUGUUUUUAGGGUUCUUUUGUUCCCUUUUUGUAGGAGUGUCUGUGAUGGGGUUGUAGCAUUCCACACGUUGUAAUGUGUUGGGGUGCAAAAUUUUGAUGCAACAAUUUAAAGUGGAUCGAGGAGAAACACAAAUAUUGCUUUUCAUUUUUAUAUGCUGUGCCAAAGAGAUCGAGGAGUAUGAUUUUACGGUU
Molecule: messenger RNA, 2552 nt
Organism: Vitis riparia (riverbank grape)
Lineage: Eukaryota; Viridiplantae; Streptophyta; Magnoliopsida; Vitales; Vitaceae
Product: WD repeat-containing protein 43
Exons: 12
Coding region: 98-2011 (637 amino acids)
Molecular function (GO): protein binding
Source: RefSeq, a predicted model, not a curated record